AUGAUGGGACCUGUACAUCUGACUCCCAGAGAGAAGAAACGGGUAUACUGCUCGAACUUCGUUGAGUUCCAGAAGGAUCUGGAGCUGUUCUAUCAACAAGACUCCAUUGACGAGGGACCAACCAAAGACAAAGAUCUGUCUGUAAACGAUCGUAUCGCGCUGAAGACUAUGGACCAAACCCUUUGUUUCCGCGAUGGUCAUCAUAUGUUAGCCCUACCUUGGAGAACUCACCCAUCAGUCCUUCCGAAUAACAAGCUAUGCGCCUUACAGCGCCUCCGACUGCUCGGUAAACGGCUCGUAAAAUCGGAGGACUUGUUGCAAAUGUACACGAAAACUAUGAAUGACUACAUUGAGUCUGGAUAUGCUGAAGAGGUUCCGGUCAAGGAUGCAGCCUAUUCUUGGUACCUUCCUCAUCAUCCCGUUUUCCACCCAGCCAAGCCAAAUAGGAUACGUGUGGUCUUUGACUGCGCAGCUAAAUUCUACGGAAUCUCCCUAAACGAUCAACUACUCUCCGGACCUGAUAUGACCAAUUCGCUAAUCGGGGUACUUUUGAGAUUCAGACAGGAGAAAGUCGCCAUCAUGGCCGAUAUUGAAUCGAUGUUCCAUCAAGUUCGGGUGCCUGAGAUAGACCGUGACGUUUUAAGAUUUCUCUGGUGGACGAAUGGCGACUUAUCGCAACCACCGAAAGAAUUCCGAAUGACCGUACAUUUGUUUGGAGCUACAUCCUCUCCCAGUUGUGCAACCUUCGCGCUAAACAGAGCCAUCACUGACAGUGCGGAAAGCUACGAUAAAGAUGUCCUCGAGGAGGCGAAAAGAUGCUUCUAUGUGGAUGAUUGUUUGGUCAGUGUGCGAAAUGAGAACGAGGCACUCCGGUUUUCACAGCAGCUAAGGUCAAUGUUAUGCAAGGGGGGCUUCAAACUGCACAAAUGGAAGAGCAACAGUGUCACUUUAAUGACGUCCAUACCCGAGUCGGAACAGGCCACUACUUCUAUAGAGCUGGGUCGUCGGGAUCCCGCAAUGCACCUAGCACUCGGGGUGGGUUGGGACCUUGAACGAGACGAAUUUCGCUUCUUUGUGCGUCCCAUGACCAAACAGUUCACUAGGAGGAACAUACUUUCACAUGUUUCGUCUUUCUUUGAUCCGAUGGGAUACAUUACCCCAGUGACGAUACUCGCAAAAAAGGUCCUGCAAAAUUUAUGUAAACGCAAAGUAGGUUGGGACGAAGAGAUAUGUGGUGAAGAGUGGACAUUGUGGAGAAAGUGGUUAAAUACAAUGCCUAACCUUGAACACUUCUCCGUACCCCGAUGCAUCAGGCCAGAGGAGGCGAAACAAAACUAUGAUUUUCAACUCCAUGUCUUUAGUGACGCCUCGGAAACCGCUUACGGCGCAGUUGCCUACAUGGUCGUGGGAGGCAAAAGCGAAACAACGCUAUCUCGGUUAAUAUUUUCUAAGGCCAGAAUCGCCCCUAUUCGCGCGACUAGUAUACCACGCCUGGAGCUAAUGGCAGCUGUGGUAGCUGUUAAGAUAGCCAGGUUGAUCCGCACAGAAAUGAGCGUGAAGAUUUCAACAAUAUUCUACUGUACAGACUCUCUUGUGGUGCUCCAAAGCAUUCGCAACACUUCGAAACGUUUUCCCACCUUCUUCUCCAAUCGCUUAUCACUUAUACACGAUCUCUCUAGUCCAGACGAAUGGCGUUACAUCGAAUCCCGGCGGAAUCCCGCCGACCUGCUAUCCCGUGGUGUCUUUGCGGACGAAACAAAUAAGCUAUAA
Molecule: messenger RNA, 1770 nt
Organism: Spirometra erinaceieuropaei
Lineage: Eukaryota; Metazoa; Platyhelminthes; Cestoda; Diphyllobothriidea; Diphyllobothriidae
Source: the annotation of a GenBank genome assembly